Solanum stenotomum is the source of this 459-nucleotide messenger RNA. RefSeq lists its product as uncharacterized. Gene Ontology annotation, molecular function: flavin adenine dinucleotide binding; electron-transferring-flavoprotein dehydrogenase activity. Gene Ontology annotation, cellular component: cytoplasm. NCBI's taxonomy places the organism in Eukaryota, Viridiplantae, Streptophyta, Magnoliopsida, Solanales, Solanaceae. The transcript is spliced from 3 exons. The coding region runs from base 1 to 459 and encodes 152 amino acids. The record is from RefSeq and is a predicted model, not a curated record.
AUGGCGCAAGAAAAUGAAAAGAUAAAAGCAGUAUUGAUUGUUGGUGGUGGACCUACUAGUGUUAAACUUGCUGCAGUAAUCACUGUCGAUUUUCCUCAGAAUAAGGUAACUUUGGUGCAUGAUGGAUCUAGACUACUAGAAUUUGGAAUGGUUAAAAAACAAGAAUAUAAUGUGGAAGCGAAAUUGAUGCAAUCUGUCGAUAUGAGUAAUAACAUGAACAGCUCUGGUGAAAACAGAACAUAUUUCACCUCGUCUAGGGACACUAUCAGAGAGGAUUGCCGUUUUCUUUGCACGGGAAAGCCACCGGGUUCAGAGUGGUUAAGGGAGACGUAUUUGAAGGAUCAAAUCAAUAAUUUUGGAAGAUUGAAGGUUGAUGAAAAUCUUAGAAUCAAAGGUCAUAGAAACAUAUUUGUUGUUGGAGAUAUAACUAAUAUUAAGGUAAAGCUAGAAGAGGAUUAA